This is a messenger RNA of Aplosporella prunicola CBS 121167, 1791 nucleotides long. RefSeq lists its product as uncharacterized. Bases 1 to 1791 code for a protein of 596 amino acids. NCBI's taxonomy places the organism in Eukaryota, Fungi, Ascomycota, Dothideomycetes, Botryosphaeriales, Aplosporellaceae. The transcript has 5 exons. The record is from RefSeq and is a predicted model, not a curated record.
AUGGCCGCAAUGGGCUCUAAUUCAGGUCGAAAUGUCGAUGUUGCCAUUAUUGGCGCAGGACGAGCUGACUGGGUGCUGCGUGGACAAGGCUGGUAUGGCCUCGUAGCUGCUCGAACCUACCUUAGGCUCCGUCGGAACACCAAUCUCUUGAUUAUUGACUCAGACUCUACCGUGGGUGGGGUAUGGAGCGAGAGCAGGUUAUAUCCGAACCUGGUAGCCCAAGUCAACCUGGGCCUUUUUAAUUUCACCGACGUACCUAUGCCGGCUACAGGCGUCAACGACAAAAAUCAAGUCACCGGACGCAUGAUUCACAACUAUCUUGCUGCUUUCGCCAAAGACAAUGAUCUCCUGCAUCGUAUCCGCUUCAACACUCACGUGGACAAAGCGGUCCGAUGUAGGCGAGGCUGGCGCCUCUCGUUCAAUAACUCCAGCGACACCGUUGAUGCCGAGAAGCUCAUUGUCGCCACUGGAGUCACCUCGAUCCCCAACAUGCCGGUGUAUACAACCGAAGAGGUUACCGUGCCUGUGGUUCACUCGCGCGAUCUCGGCCAAUCGUACUCGGAACUGCAGCAGGCCGACAAGAAACACAUCAUCGUCGUCGGCGCGGCAAAGUCGGCGUACGAUGCCGUGUACCUUUUGCUUUCCAUGGGAAAGAAAGUGACUUGGGUCAUCCGCCCAGACGGUGCUGGGCCGCUCGCCAUCUUGCCGGCAGAGCUCCUGGGGAUCUGGACGAGCAUUGGAGUCGCAUCAACACGCCUGAUGACAGCCCUGAGUCCUUCUAUCUUCAAUACUGAAGGCUUCCUUUACCGCAUUUUCCAGAAAAACCCCUUAGGCAGGUUGUUCACAGGCCUUUUCUGGGACGUUGUCGCCUUUCUUAGCGAUCUGCAUGCUGGGUAUUACAAAAAUGAUCACGUUGCGAAACUCAGGCCAGAAGUUGACGGUAAAGGAAUCUUCUGGGCCAACUCAGGCCUCGGCGUCGUCACCCUUCCGGAUUUCUGGAGCACAAUCCACAAGGGUGACGUCACAAUUGUGCGCGACGCCCUCGACUCCCUCAACCAUAACACACUGCGACUUCGAUCAGGAAAGGCCGUGCAGUCGGAUUUCAUAAUCAUGUGUACAGGCUGGGGAGAUCAUUUUGCUAUGUUCAAUGAGGCGUACAAGACGGAGAUUGGACUACCCGUGAGAAGCAAGACGUCACUCGAGAAGGACCCCGCCGACACCGAGUGGGAGCGAAUCGACCAGAAGGCCGAGGCUGUUGUUGACGCGAAGUUACCCUUCCUCGCCAAGGGCCCUAUCCUGAAGAACCCCCAGAGCAGCUCCAGGCCUCAGUGCCGCUGGAGGCUAUACCGCCGGGUGGUGCCUUUGUCGCUCGCUGAAAAGGGAGACCGGUCUCUCGCCAUCUUGGGCCAGAUUCACACGGUGCAGACGCCGCUAGUAUCUGAGAUACAGUCGUUUUGGGCCAUACUUUAUUUACUAGACGAGCUGGAGCUGCCGGAUCACGACACCAUGGUCAGGGAAAUUGCCGAGUGGAACGCCUGGACUCGCAAGCGCUACCUGAGCCAGGGCCAAAAGUUUCCCUACUCGCUUUAUGAUUUCCUCCCCUACAUCGACACACUGUGCAACGACCUGGGCAUCAACUCGCGUCGAAAGUCCAACGCUCUUGCCGAAGUCUUCUCGCCCUAUCGCCCCAAGGACUUCAACGGCUUCAUCGGAGAGUACUUUGCCAACAAGGCGAAAAGAAAAGGUGCAGUGAUGCCUCCCAAAUCCUCCCACCAAUUCGUCGUUGAUUGA